This is a messenger RNA of Brassica napus (rape), 4248 nucleotides long. RefSeq names its product glutathione S-transferase T2-like. The record is from RefSeq and is a predicted model, not a curated record. Bases 2845 to 3741 code for a protein of 298 amino acids. NCBI's taxonomy places the organism in Eukaryota, Viridiplantae, Streptophyta, Magnoliopsida, Brassicales, Brassicaceae. The transcript is spliced from 6 exons.
UUUAUUCCACAUGUCAGCACACAAAUACUCCUGUUUUUUUUUUUUUUUUUUUUUUUUUCUGUGGCAGUUUCGUUGUCUCGUGUUCUCCGCAAGAAGGACGAUCGACGAGUCUCGGCGUCUCCUCCUUCUUCGCUCGUCUUCGCCGUUCGCUCGUCUCCUCCUUCUUUGAUCAUCAUCAUCAGGUGGGUUUACCGGUUCUGGAUUAGCGGAGCUGAAGCCGGAGCUUGUGACAAUGGGUUGCGUCUCCGAUCUCGCUUGCAAAGAGACGUUCUCAGGCUACAGUUCAUGGCGCAGUUCUGUAGAUCCACGAUUCCGAACGAUUUCGAAUCUUCUCGCCAUGAACAAAGCCAUGAAAGCGAGUCUGAAUUGCUAAGGUUUGAAGACGAAGAGAUUGAAGAAAGCUAUCAGAGGCUGAGGGAAAGGGAGAUAAGUCAUGCAUAUUUGCGUGACUGUGCUAAGGCUUACUGCUCCACCAUGGACCAUACUGAUCUCAUCCCACGUCUACGCUUGAUCAUGGUUCAAUGGAUUUUGCAGGUGAACAUUAUCAUUAUGCUCUUAUAUGCAUUUGGCUAGAUGUAUAUAUCAGUGGAGAAUACAAAUAAAAAAUGGGAGGGGGGGGGGGGGGUUUAUAGAUGGAUUUAUGAUUGUUACAGAUGUUAGGAACAAGUAUUUUGAGAUCUUGUUGCUGGCUUGUCUGAAUUCUAUAGCUUAUAUCAGAAUCUUAUAUUGUGAAUGUAUGUAUCAAUCAGUAAGCUAUAUUAAGUUUCAUUUGCUGCCAGAAGCAGGAGCAGUCCAAUGAGGUGGAAAACGGCCUCCUGGUGUUUCUAUGUUCUUUUUAAAGCUUAUUUGUCUGAAAUGCUCUGUCUUUUAUUAUUCAAAAGAGUAUCUAUGUUUAUGUGUUGUUGUUAAAGCUUACUUGUUUACGUGUGCAUAGAGAAUACAUGAGAUGGAAGUCACAAGAGCGGUCCGUAUGUGUCACACGCAUUGUCCGUAUGUGUCACAAGAUGUAUAUAUAAAGUCUGUUUUGUAAAGUCACAAGAGUUAAAACAAUGAGUUUGUUGUCUAUAUAAAGUCUAUGCUUGUUAUUCACCAAGUUAAGCACAAACGAUUUUGUAAAGUCUAUAAAAACACUCAUUCUCUCCUUUACAAAAGCCAUAAACGCAAAGCCUCCUUGAUCAUCUCCUUCGCAAAACACAAAGCCUCCUUAAUCAUCACAAAGUCGCCUUGAUCUGCAAGUUAUCGCAUUCUCUCAUUGUCUCAUUAUCGCAAAACACAAAACACUUUCAUUUCAAAUGCUCUCAAUGUCUCAUUCUCUCAUUGUGUCAUUUCAAAUGCUCUAAUUCUCUAAUUAUCUCAUUAUCUCAUUCUUAUUCUCUCAUUCUCAUUCUCUCAUUCUUAUUAUCCCAUUCUCUCAUUGUCUAAAUUAUUCACCAAAAAAAAACCAAAACAUUUUCUAAAUUUUGAUCACAUAUAUGGCAAAACGAGUUCAUAUCGUAAGAAAUCGUGAAGAAGGCGAUCUACGUUUAUGGAAUGAUUAAUUCAGUGAAACUUCAACAUAUCGUGAUGAAGACAACAACUGAGUUCGGAAUGUUUUUUUCAAAUUAUUCUUGAUUAUUGUAUUAGUCUUUUAUUUUUAUGUUUUUUUUAAAUAUAUGUUUUAAAUGUUAUCUUUUAAUAUGUUUUAUUUAAUAAAUAAAUAUCUUUAGAAAAAAUAAUUUUUUUUUAAGAACCUCUAAUUAAGAAACUCCCAUUGGACCGCUCAAAAUGGGAGUUUCUUAACUAGAGUUCUUAACUUCACUUAAGUAUAUUUAAAGUAUUAAAUAAUCAUUAAGAAACCCACUUAAGAAUCAUGGGAUAAUCAUGCUCUUAGAGCAACUUUAUUGCGGUUUCGGGAAGGGGUUUUUAAAGAAAUAACAUGAAUUAAUUAAAUGUAAACUAAAUUAAAAUGGGUGAUACCGUUCCUUAUCAUGUGGUUUGCGAAUCGGUUUCUUAAUGAAAGAAGGAAACACGUGUAAGAUGGUGGGCAAGACAACACCAUUUUUUUUCCUUUUCCCUUUUUUCUUUCUCGGUUCUUUCUUCUUUCUCUUGUUUUCUCCGUCAUCUCUCUUCGGUUCUUCGACAUCUCAGAGGAAGACGAUGGUUUGUUCUUCGUCUUGUCUUCGUCGAUCGAUUGAAGAUCGGAAAUGAUGGUUUGUUCUUCGUCUUCUCUUCGUCUUCUCUUGGUCGAUUGAUGGAAGGUGAGAGUUGAUGGUUUGUUCUUCGUCUUCUCUUCUUCUUCUCUUUGUUCUUCGUCGAUGGUUUGUUUCUGAGGCAGAGUUUGUCAAUUGAUGGAAGAUCAGAGUCAUGCAUCAAGAAAGGAGAAGCUGAGAUUCAACGAUCACAAGAAGAAUCAAGUCUUCUUCAAUAAAGGUCAGGUUCAUCUUAUUGUUUCUCUAUUCCAUUGUAUUCAAAGUUCAUAGCUUUUUAUUAGGACCAAUGAACAUAAUUGAUUAACAUCAAUUAGCUCCUUGUGGAUCAAUUCUUUUGGUUUAGUUUAGGAAUCUCCGAGAACUCUGUUUUCUAUUCGUUUGAGUCCUUGUGGAUCAAUACUUUUGGUUUAGUUUAGUUGAUUAACACAACAUUAUUUUGUUUGAUAACACUUGAGGAAGGUAUCUGAAAGAGACAGGACACAACAUGGAGCACGAGUGGAAGAGAAUGAUUCUCAACUGGAGAUUAUACAUAGCAAGGGAUAAAGUGACUACAGAUGGUGUCUUUGUUGAGGUAGAAGCAUUGAAUUGAAACAGAGGAUGGUUAACAAUCACAUCGACAAGCUUUGUUGAGGCAGAAACAUUGAAUGUCUAGGAUAUGGAUUCUACGAAUCCAUAUAGUCAAAACUCCAACUUUGUUGAUCUGUUGAACAGUCAACAAGAUGGUUUCCCUCCUCAAACCUAUUUUCGUGAGAGUUGUUCACAACUCCCUGUUUUUAGUACUCAAUGUACUGAACCUUCAAGUUUGCGUGAAGACACACCAUCAGAGAAAAAAGAAAGAAAGAAAUGGAGUCUCACCGAGGAUGUUGUGCUUAUUAGCGCAUGGUUGAACACCAGUAAGGACCCUGUUGUAGGCAAUGAGCAAAAAGCUGCUGCUUUCUGGAAGCGUAUAGCUAGUUACUUUGCAGCUAGUCCAAAGGUUCAAGGCAGUGAAAAGCGAGGGUUUAUCCAGUGUAAGCAGAGGUGGCAGAAGAUAAAUGAUCUCGUUUCCAAAUUUUCUGGUUCUUAUGAGGCUGCAACAAGACAGAAGACAAGUGGAAUGAAUGAGAAUGAUGUAGUUAAACUAGCACACGAGAUCUUCUUCAAUGAUCACAAGAUCAAAUUUAAUCUUCAACAUGCGUGGGACGAGCUAAGGUAUGACCAGAAAUGGUGUGAAGCAUCUAGUAGUAAGAUUGAUGGAAGCUGUAAGAAGAGAAAGUGUGACGAUGGUGCUCAGUCCUCAAGCUCUUACGCAACUACCAAUGAUGCUGAGCAACGUCCUCCUGGUGUCAAGGCAUCGAAACGAGGAAGUGGUAAGAGAAUCGGUGAAGCCCUCAAGGGUGUCUCUGAGUUUCAGAACUUGUGGGCAAUUAAGGAGAAAGAUUUGGAUGUGAAAGAGAGACUGUCCAAGAUGGGGCUGCUUGAGACUCUCAUUGCCAAAAAAGAGACACUAUCUGACUUUGAAGAAGCUUUAAAAAAGAAGCUUAUUACAGAAAUGUUGGGCGGCUCAGAGUAGUUUCUGGUUCUGUUUCCGAAGGGUGUUGUGUUCAUCACAUAGUGGAGCAUUGCAGUGGAAAAGCAGAAGUGUUUUGUUGUUUUCUUGUGUCAGUCUUAUGUCUUUGUUGGUUUGUUGUGUCACGGAAGUAGCUAUGUCUUUCUUGGUUUGUUGUGUCACAAGACUGCUGUUGGGUUUGUUGUUUUCUACUCUCAUUGUCUUUAAAUGAAAUGAAGUACUCUAGUUUGUAAUGAAAUGAAAGUAUUCUAGUUUCUUUGUGUCAUUUGUAGUUUCAGUGUUCAUCGCCAAUAUCAUCUCUUUCUCAUAUUCUCGUUUCUCAAUCACAUAUCAUCAAAAUAUCAUCGCCAAUAUCAUCUUCUCUUUCUCAUACCAAGGGCUGCAACAAAACAUACCAAGGGAUACAACAAAACAAGGACUGCAUAAAGAGAUACUCCGUAAGGCAAGUUCACAAACAUUCAUCAUAGUUUUUUUUUUAAUGAAGGUGAUUAAGAAGGGGUAAGUUAUAUU